Molecule: messenger RNA, 471 nt
Organism: Pestalotiopsis fici W106-1
Lineage: Eukaryota; Fungi; Ascomycota; Sordariomycetes; Amphisphaeriales; Sporocadaceae
Exons: 2
Coding region: 1-471 (156 amino acids)
Source: RefSeq, a predicted model, not a curated record
AUGUCGACCGAGGCUACUGUCCGCGCCUUCUUUUCAUCGCCCAACUUUGCCGUCGUGGGUGCCAGUACCAACCCAGCCAAGUUUGGCCACAAGAUCUUUGCCUGGUAUACCCAGCACUCCAUUGCAGCUGUUCCCAUCAACCCGGGCAGUGCCAGCAUCGACGUGGGCUCACAAUCGUACGCAACCAAGCCGUCUCUCUCGGCCCUGCCGAAUCCCAAGGAGACGUCAGUGUCCAUUAUUACGCCUCCCUUUGCUACCCUCAAGGUUCUCAAGGAGGCCAAGGAACUUGGUAUCCCAGCUGUCUGGCUGCAACCUGGUACCUUUGACGAUGAAGUGCUAAAGUAUGCUCGAGCCACGGGUGACGACGGAUAUGGAGGUCAUGUUAUUGCGGGAGAUGGCGGCCGAGGAUCCGAGGGAUGGUGUGUUCUCGUCGAUGGGGAGAGGGGACUCAAGGCUGCUGGCAAGCUGUAG